GACCUGUGUUUCUUGACCACCGAGAUGAACUUGAAGGAACGUACAAAGUUUACUGCCAGAACCACGAUGAAGCCAUUUCACUGCUAGAAAUCUACGAGAAGGAUGAGAAGAUCCAGAAGCACCUUCAGGGCUCCUUGGCAGAUCUUAAGAGCCUGUACAACGAAUGGGGAUGCACCAAUUAUAUCAACCUGGGCUCCUUCCUCAUCAAGCCCGUACAGAGAAUAAUGCGUUACCCGCUGCUGCUAAUGGAGUUGCUGAACUGCACCCCAGAGUCCCACCCGGAUAAAGUGCCUUUAACCAACGCAGUGCUUGCUGUCAAGGAAAUCAACGUUAACAUUAAUGAGUACAAGCGUCGGAAGGAUCUAGUGCUUAAGUACCGAAAAGGUGAUGAAGAUAGCCUGAUGGAGAAGAUCUCUAAGCUGAACAUCCACUCCAUCAUCAAGAAGUCCAACCGGGUCAGCAGCCACCUGAAACACCUCACCGGCUUCGCUCCUCAGCUAAAAGAUGAAGUAUUUGAAGAGACAGAAAAGAACUUCCGGAUGCAGGAGAGAUUAAUUAAAUCUUUUAUCCGAGACCUGUCCCUCUACCUCCAGCAUAUCCGGGAAUCUGCGUGUGUGAAAGUUGUGGCAGCCAUGAGCAUGUGGGAGCUGUGCAUGGAGAGGGGACACCGUGACCUGGAGCAGUUUGAGAAGGUGCAUCGCUUCAUCAGUGACCAGCUCUUCACACACUUCAAGGAGAGGACCGAGCGGCUUGUCAUCAACCCCCUAAGCCAGCUAUUGAGCAUGUUCACGGGGCCACACAAGCUGAUGCAGAAGCGCUUCGACAAGCUCCUGGACUUCUACAACUGCACCGAGCGAGCGGAGAAGCUUAAGGACAAGAAGACUCUGGAGGAGCUGCAGUCAGCCCGGAACAACUACGAGGCUCUGAACGCCCAGCUGCUGGACGAGCUGCCCAAGUUCCAGCAGUACGCCCAGGGCCUCUUCACCAACUGCAUCCACGGCUACGCGGAAGCCCACUGUGACUUCGUGCAGCAGGCACUGGAGCAGCUGAAGCCCCUGCUGCCGUUACUGAGAGCCACUGACCGAGAAGGCAACUUGGUCGCCAUCUUCCAUGAGGAGCACAGCCGGGUCCUACAGCAGCUGCAGGUCUUCACCUUUUUCCCCGAGUCCCUCCUUGCUCCCAGGAAGCCCUUUGAGAGGAAAACCACAGACCGCCAGUCAUCCCGGAAGCCCCUUCUUGGCAUGCCGAGCUACAUGCUGCAGUCAGAGGAGCUCCGGGCCUCCCUGCUGGCAAGGUACCCACCUGAAAAGCUCUUCCAGGUGGAACGGAACUUCAACGCUGCUCAGGACUUGGAUGUCCCCCUUUUGGAAGGCGACCUGGUGGGUGUGAUAAAAAAGAAAGACCCCAUGGGCAGUCAGAACCGCUGGCUCAUCGACAAUGGAGUCACCAGAGGUUUUGUGUACAGCUCCUUCCUGAAGGCCUACAAUCCUCGGUGCAGCCAUUCGGACGCCUCAGUGGGCAGCCACUCUUCCACAGAGUCGGAACACAGCAGCUCCUCCCCCAGGGUCCAGCGGCAGAGCAGCAACAGUGCCUUGACCUUCAACUCCAACAACAUGACUGUGUCCUUCACCUCAGGGCUUUCCCCGAAGCAGCACCAGGACACGUCUUCACUGAAGGAAUGUGACCAAGGAACUCUCAGUGUGUCCUUGAACAUGGGGAGUCCAGAAACUGGACCUUCCAGGUGCUUUCCAGACCCAGACUCUCCCUGCCAGCUUAGGCCAGGGGACUCUGCAGAUGGCACCAGAGACAUAAGCCAACCUGCUUCAGUCCCCAGGGGCUGCCAGAGAAGCUUCAGGCAUUCAGAGGUGGUCGGUUACUCUGUACCAGGGCGAAACGAACAAGGUAAUGACUCCAUAAAAGGAAGUGCAAGAGCCUAUCAGACUGUAGAAGACAGAAACAGAGGGCUCGGGAGCGGUGAGACAGAAGGCAACCAGGUCUAUUUUGCCGUCUACACCUUCAAGGCACGAAACCCAAAUGAACUGAGUGUGUCAGCCAAUCAGAGACUCAGGAUCCUUGACUUUAAAGAUGUCACAGGCAAUACAGAGUGGUGGUUGGCUGAAGUUAAUGGGAGGAAGGGCUAUGUCCCUUCCAAUUAUAUCCGGAAGACUGAGUACACCUGAGCCAGGUUGCCCCCACCCUCCCUUGCCGCUACUUUCAGUCUGCUGAAGGGCUCUGGUGGGCUCCAAGCGCCCACUGCUGAGCACAGGCCCCACCACACUGCUUAUCCAUAUCGUGGAGUGCAAGAUAAGCUUUACUCUCAAUUGGGUUGUACACUGUGAUGCUCGUUAGAAUUUGAAGUGGACCCCAAAGCUUGCCGAUGAGUCACUGACCACAAGGAGCUGGCCGGGUGCUGGUGUCAGAAAAGCAGUAUUGUAUGCAGGAAGCUUGUGCAUUGGUUGUUGCAGCCUCCAUGGUCGACUGAGCAGUCAGCAGAGAGGAGCAGGCUCAGAGAGCUCCGCCAUCACGCCUUCAUACAUGCCAGAUCACACUAAACCUGGUGCAUCAAAAUUUCAGACACCCCCAGUGCCCAGCACCCCUCCAAUCUCUGACAUGCUCCUGAUUUGUAGUUCAUAAAAUGCUAACCUUAUUUUUUUUUUUUCACUGCUCUUCUGUGAGAUGUUUACGGUCUUCCUUUUCUUUUGACCUUGUGUCUAGAAGGUUCUCUUACCUUAUCAGACGUGGUCAUCUGCCUCUUCCUGAUACUCUUCAACCUUAUAUGGUCUUUGUGUGAUGUCUCCUAACCUUUCUCCCCGUAUGUAAUAACGGACAGACUUUUCUAGACUACCCGGGUCAGCACUCAAGCUGGCCACUUAAAGUAUUAAUUCUGCAGUGAUCUCCAACCAGCUGAGCCUGGAGGAAGCCUGGAUGCCUUUCUCUGCCACCUGAGCACUGUGCUGCCAUCUAGUGGCAUCCACAUGGAAUUUUUCUUUCUCACCACCAACUGUCAUACUUCAGACACAAUAUUCAAAGCCAAACAGAUGCUAAAAGUGCCUAAUGAGACCUCACACCCAAGGCUGGGAGGUGCUCCCUAAACCUCAUGUGAAGAGAUGGCCCCUGAGACUUGCCUCAGCGGAGCCCUCAGACUCCAGGUGAGCACACCUUGGACCAGCCUUCCGGCCGCUGCUCCUCCAGUUUGGCCUUAAAAUCCUGGUGAAGCAAGACGUGGCAGCGGACAUCCCAGACACGUCUCCUGCUCCACUGGUCGAGGCCUCUUAGGAAGGGUUUAUAUUUAGAGAUGUUUAUAUUUAAGUAGCUAUUUUAUAAAUAAAAGUGUUUCUAUUGGCCA
Cricetulus griseus (Chinese hamster) is the source of this 3346-nucleotide messenger RNA. The record is from RefSeq and is a predicted model, not a curated record. Lineage: Eukaryota; Metazoa; Chordata; Mammalia; Rodentia; Cricetidae.